AUGGAUGUUCAAGCUCAAGACUCUGGAUAUCCAACGGCGACGCUUUCGACACAGUGGACGACUAAGGCGACAGCUAAUCACUCCAUUCAAUAUAAAGAUGUCACUGUGCGAUUAAUUCUACGCAGAGGCAAAGAAGCUUCAAAUCUUGCCUACGCUUGCGGCUUUUACUGUGAUGGUUACUGCAAUACUUACCUCUUUGCAAUUGUCAUUGUCCACCAUUACGGCUUAGAUGAUGAAUCCACUUUUGCCAGUCCCCAAGUAGUAUGGUCUGCCAAUCGACACAAUCCUGUAAAGAUUGGCGCGACGUUAGAACUCACAUCUGAAGGCGAUCUGGUGUUGAAAGAUGCUGAUGGUACUGUUGCUUGGUCCACUAACACUUCUUAUAAAUCCGUUGCAGGCUUGACCCUGACAGAUUUGGGGAACCUCAUGUUGUUUGAUAAGAAUAAUAUGACCGUUUGGCAGUCUUUUGAUCAUCCAACCGACUCGCUUGUCCUCGGACAAAAGUUGAAGGCAGGUCAAAGAUUGGUGCCAAGUGUUUCUGAGACAAACUGGACCGUAGACGGUAUGAUUACGCUAUUCAUGAAUGGCCACGGUUUAACAGCUCAAUUGGAGACUCGUCCUCCUCAGAUCUAUUACCAGUAUUUGAUUGAUAAUCAGAAUGCCAGUAUUGAAUCUCCAUAUGUUCAGUUUGUAAAUGGAAGCUUGGCUUUCUUCUCAAAUUAUAUCCGAAAUGUGAGUUUGCUUUCUAUCCCUCAAAUAUCUUCUCUACAAUACAUAAAGCUGGGCUCAGAUGGGCAUUUGAGAGUGUAUUAUUAUAAAGAUAAACGUAGAUAUAUGACUCGACCUAGCCCUGCACACUGGGUAGCAGCGGCUGAUCUUAUGGAUUAUCUCGCGGACUGUGGUCCGAGAGUAUGUGGACUAUAUGGAAUUUGCUCCAAUGGGCAAUGCAGUUGUCCUACUUCGAUUGGGGGAACAAGCUACUUCAAGCCAGUAAAUUAUAAGCAUCCUAAUAUUGGGUGUUUUGAGAAUAUUCCAUUGUCUUGUGGGGAUUCACAAAAUCAAAGUCUUCUGGAGCUCAUAGAUGUCAUGUCCUUCGUUUUCAAUUCAGAUCUCGAGAACAUAGAUGCUACAAGUUGUAAAGAGGCCUGCAGAAAGAAUUGUUCAUGCAAAGCGGCUAUAUUCAAGUAUUAUUCAAAUCUUACUAAUGGCAGUUGUUACUUGCCAACUCAAGUGUUUUCACUUAUGAAUAUUAGUGAGACAACGACUUCUUAUUAUUCUACUACUUACCUAAAGGUACAAAAUGUGCACUUUGCAAGAUCUCCGACUCAUUCUCCUGAAGCUCCUCCUGCCAAGGAAGUUCCUAAUACUUCGGUCGACAACCAAAGGAGCAACCGUUUCCUUAUAAUACUUGGGUCCAGCUUCGGAGUGCUCUUUGGCAUGAUGAUUCUUAUUGUAGUCAUAGUCUCAAUUGUUUGGAAGAGAGAUGAUAAUGAAGCAGAGGAAAUAAACCUUGAUCAAGUGCUUGGAAUGCCCACAAGAUUCACAUUCGAUGCUUUGAAAGCCAUUACAAACAACUUCAAUAAAAAGCUUGGCGAAGGUGGUUUUGGUUCUGUUUCCGAAGGUACUCUAAUUGACGGCACAAAAGUUGCAAUAAAGCACCUUAAUGAUUUUGGGCAGGUCAAGAAAUCCUUUCUAACUGAAGUUGAGACUAUUGGUAGCAUCCAUCAUAUCAACUUGGUAAGACUCAUGGGAUUUUGUGCUGAGAAAUCCCAUAGGCUCCUGAUCUAUGAGUACAUGCCGAAUGGGUCUCUAGAUAGAUGGAUCUUUCGUAAACCCAAUGAAUAUGUUCUCGACUGGCCACAAAGGAGGAAGAUCAUUCUCGAUAUAGCGAAUGGAUUGAAAUAUCUUCAUGAAGAUUGCAGACAAAAGAUAUUGCAUUUAGACAUUAAACCCCACAAUAUCCUCUUGGAUGAGAAUUUCAAUGCUAAGGUUGCUGAUUUUGGAUUGUCUAAGUUGGUCAAUAGGAACCAAAGCCUAGUCAUCACAACCAUGAGAGGAACCCCUGGUUAUUUAGCGCCCGAGUGGUUGAGUGCAGUAGUUACCGAAAAGGUUGAUGUUUACAGCUUCGGCGUGGUAAUCUUGGAGAUAGUUUGUGGGAGAAAAGUCUUCGAUUGCUCUCUAGAUGAAGAAGAUAUGCAUUUAUUGGGCCUUUUUAAAAGAAAGGGAAAAGAGGAACGAUUACUGGACAUUGUGGAUAAGUAUCACCAGGAUAUGCAACUAAUUGGGCCACAAGUGUUGAAUAUGAUGAGGAUUGCUGCAUGGUGCUUACAAGGAAAUUAUGCAAAGAGGCCUUCGAUGUCAAUGGUCAUCAAGGUGUUAGAGGGUGUUAUGGAAGUUCCAAACAACUUGGAUUACAACUUCUCUACUCAACCUUCCACUAACGGAGCCGCAAAAUUUGGUCAAGAAUUCAAUACUACAACUGCAUUAUCACCCUCGAUUCUAAGUGGUCCGCGAUGA
Messenger RNA from Eucalyptus grandis, 2517 nucleotides. RefSeq names its product G-type lectin S-receptor-like serine/threonine-protein kinase SD2-5. Gene Ontology annotation, biological process: protein phosphorylation. NCBI's taxonomy places the organism in Eukaryota, Viridiplantae, Streptophyta, Magnoliopsida, Myrtales, Myrtaceae. The transcript has a single exon. Bases 1 to 2517 code for a protein of 838 amino acids. Gene Ontology annotation, molecular function: ATP binding; protein serine/threonine kinase activity. The record is from RefSeq and is a predicted model, not a curated record.